AUGCAGCCGGCAUGGAACCCGUUGCAACCUCCUCUCCGUCCUGCUCCACGAGCACAGUGGCAUCGUCAACCUGGUGGGGAGAGGCGCUGCUCCUCCAAGGCAGCUCGUUGGGCUGCCGUUGUGGCGGUGCCUGCGUUCAAUGUUGCGAAGAAGAAAGCAGGCGGCAAGAUUGCAGCCGGAGCAACAGAGGGUUUCGCUUACAUCGCUGACCGACUGUCGAAGGGCUUGCGUGAAAGGCCGUGGUUGAAGGAGACUGCGGAAGAAGUGAGCCUGCAAUUCGUGCGGGAGGCGACCGACGUCGUUGGUGAGUUGCUGCAGAGCCGCCCGCGACAGCGAAGGGAACUCAUGGAUGGCUUGGCUGACCUUCGGCCACCACGACAACGAGAGAGCCCGGACAGGACGUGGCGACGAAGAAUGCAUCAGGCUCUUCAGAAUCUUUGCCGCUUCUUGCUGGAUUCCCCCGAGCGCUUGGAGGGCUUGAGCAAAUCGGCGUUUGAUUCUGGGGGCACGGGAAUGCGACUGCGACGGUUUGUGACGAAGGCCAUCGCAGAAAAGCGACGUUUGAGGCAGCUGAGCCGACGGUUUGGCCAGCUUCACGAGGAGGUCUUGCGUUCUUCGAAGGAUGGUAGGCCUAGCGAGGAAUUGGCCUCGGCCUACCGCGAUGCAGCACUGGAGAACAUGCGCAAGCGGUGGAACGUGGCUUUCCAUGAGUGGUGCGCAGAGGCGAUCGCAUACUAUUUUCUUCUUGACCUCAAGGAGCGGCAUCGAUGGAUCUACGGCACUUCUGGCGACAGGCCACGAGAGACAGCUUUGUCGGCAGCUUUGCGGCAGGGGCCAAAGGUGCUCCAGCGCAGAGAGCAGCUUGCCGAGGAGCUGCUGCCAAAAGCUGGGGCACGCUUGCGGCUGUUGGACAUGGGCAGUUGUGCUGAUUACUUCGGCCGCCACCACAGUGACCGUUUUGAUGUCACAGCAAUUGACUUGGCUCCGGCAGAGGACACCGUCCUUCAAUGCGAUGUCCUUGACAUCAAGAUAGGCCCACCUGGCAGUCGCCCGGCAGUGCAGGGCCGUCAGCUGAAGCAGCUCCCUGCCAAGGGUUUUGAUGUGGUGCUGCUUGCCUUGCUACUGUCGUACAUGCCUGACCCGAAGAGUCGCACACUGGUGAUUUCCAAGGCCCGGGAGCUGCUGACAGAGGGGCCGGGGCUCCUCAUCGUGGCAGAUACCGUUGCUGCCAUUGGAAGGCCACGGGCUGGACCGCCUCCGGAGUGGGUGCUUAACGUCGAGGCCGCCGGCUUCAAGCUCAUUCGCGAUCCGCAGAUGCAUUUCUCUGCCUUGCGUGAUGCAAGGACCGGAGUAGUCAAUCGGGCAAGCUGCUUCUCCUUCAAAACGGUUGCAAAGACAGGUAUGGAGGAAGCGCUUCCUCCUCUGCAACUUCCACGGGACUCUGGCGCAACAACACGAACGACUGCACAGGCACUGCCCCGCCAGCGUGGGAGAAGUUCGCGGUGGCGGGAUUCAGAAACUGCGCGAAAACGGAUUGCUGUGACAUCUUGCGCAGAUGAUGCACAGAAUAUGAGUGGACUCCUGAUCGCUUUGAGGCUCCAGCCUCGACCAGAGCUCAGCACACGAUUCACACGGACAUGUUGGACGUACAGCCAAAUAUUGGCUGCCCCGACGCUGCAGUGUGUUUUGUCAGUAUUUGCAAAGGCCUUUGACGAUGGCUUCAUCGUCGGCAUGGAAGAUCUCCUCGAGCCCGCUUUUGCUGAGAUUGACACAGACAGCUUUGAGGUGCUGAGUGCGCACCCAUUCUGCCGUGGUUUACGUAAAGAGGUUGUGCUGGGCAUAUCCCGUGCAUCCAAGCGAUUGGUGUUUACAACGGUGGGCCGUGUAAUCUUGAACGAGGGUUCGCUAUCAACUGAGCUCUCAAACCUGUGGAUCUUGACGCGUGGAGCUGUUGAAGUCAUUGAGAGUGGGCAGACACUGUGCACAUUGGAGAAUGGCAGUGUUUUUGGUGAUUCUGUGGCUUUCAGUCGAUGUGACCGUCAGCCCUUUACCAUCAAAGUCUUGCAAGUUCCGGUUAUUGCAUGGUGCUUGCCUUCCGCAGAUCUUCGGCAGACAAUCAAGCUACAUGCCUCUGCAGGGCCUUUGAUGGAUGAGUUCGUUGACCAGCAGGAGAGGCGAAUUCUUUGGCCGCGGGUGUCAAAACUGCUGUUACUCUCCCAUUGCGGCCCGAAUUUCGCCAAGCAGCUGCUAAAGAAGGUAUCUAUUCGACAUGUCAGAGCCCAUAAUCUGGUUUGGUCUCCAGCCACCUCCAGGCAGUACCUGAAAGUGGUGCUUGUGGGAACCCUCCUGGUGGAGAAAGUCAGCACGGAUGCCUUCCAGCUCGAAGAUGAAGUGCCCGGAAGCCCGAGCAUACUUCGAUCAGGGACCCAAUCUAGGAUGUUCGAAAGGAGGAAAACCACUCAUGUGACCAUUGGCAGCACUGAAUUCUCGGACGAGGCUGAGGAGAGCCGAGCCCAGAAGAAGCGCCUGAGCGGCCCUGACAUGCCAAUGUCCCCAACAACGCUACAGCAGUUGAAAUCCUUUGCUGCAACGAAGUCCAUGUCCGGUUUUGAAUAUCCUGUGCUGGAUGAGGACAGCAGCAGCAGCAGCAGCUCCGUGUCGGACGAAGAGAAUGAAGAGAACUCCGACCUGUCCAGCGGAAGCUCCAGCACAGAGUCCAGUUCGGAAAGCUCCGAAGUGGAGGAACUCUACGAUUUGCCGGAGACCCUUUCAGUUCUCGAGCCGACGGCAGGUACAGUUCAGGCCAGGGCGGGGCCCUACUGCCUAGUCUUCAACGAGCCAGCGGUCUUAAACUAUACUGAAAGCGAUGCUAUGCUCUACAGGCAAGCUGUGGCAUUGACCGAUUGCAUUUUCCUCCUACUCAAGGUCGAUGACUUCCGGGAAGCUGUCGAGCGGGCCCCCCGCGAGAAGAAGCGCUUUGACUUGUUGGCAAAUGCGGAGUAUCGCGAGUGGCAGAGGUGCGGCAUUCACAGGCUUCGUAGCCUUGAGGUUUUUGCCAAGUGCUCCAAGCAGUUUCUGUCUGACCUUGCACAAACAGUGGAGUCUGCCUUGUGCUUUCAUGGCAACGACAUUAUUGCUGCAGACGAUGCCACGAACGGUUUGGUCUUGUUCAUGCAGGGCCAUGCCCAAAAUGAGAAGCGACACAAGGUUCAAGCACCGGAAGUUUUGAGUAGCAUGAAUUGGCUUGGAGAUCGUCACGCAGCGGAGCCUCCUCGGCGAGUGAAGGCCAAGGAAGUUUGCCAGAUUCUCCGUAUCUCGCAAUCGAAGUUGCUCAGCCUUCUCAGCCGGCAUCCUCACGAGACGGCGGUGAUUGUGAACGAGGCCAACCGGAUCAAUUCGAGAAAGCACGGUGGCUACGGUGGGCGGGCGGCGGCUUUUCAGCGAUCUUUGAGGGACGGAGCAAAUGGAGCUCAGGGGGGUGGCCUGUUUUGGUAUUGCCCUUUUUGCGAUGAUUUGGGGGAGGAUUUCCUUCAAGAGCUCAUCACCCACAUGGAGUGCUUCAAGCUGAUCCCGGGACAGCAUCUUUUUCGGAACUUGGACGGUGCCAAUGCAGACUUCCUUGUCGUGCUGACGCGGGGGCGGCUGAUGGCUUCGGAUGAGGAGCUGGACGCACCCCUCAUCAUCUGCGGUUUCGACCGAUCGGGCUACAUCGAUACGGUGGCAGAGGAACUCAGUGAGGUUUUUUGCGUGAACUUCGAGCAGAUCAAGUCUUUGUUGGCAGUGAACCCCGAGAGCACACGAGCAUUCUUGAUGCGUGUGGCAUUGUUUCAGGAGCGCCUGGAAAAGAGACAGGGGUUAAGCUGGUGGAGUUCCCUGAAUGUGCUACGUCGGCACGAGCCUUUCGCUGCAUGCACUGAGGCCUUUAUUGAGGCCUGUGCGCCUUUCAUGCAGGUUAGGUUUUGCCUCCCUGGUGAAGCCAUCGUGGAGGAAGGAAGCCAUGUGGAACAUGCGCUCAUCAUCGAAAGUGGAGUUGCCAAGGUGCAUCGUCAGACCAAGCCGGCUCUGAGAGGUUGCCCAGAUAGAACCGGUGAGGUGAGAGACAGCUACUUGGUAGGAGGCAUCAGUGGCGCAUACGGUUUUGCAGGGAUGCAGCGCCGCUUGGCAACCAUCAAAGCAUUGACGCUUUGCAAGCUCAUCGAGAUCCCAAUCACGGCGAUCUUAACUUUGCUAGACCAGCAUCCCGAUGCCAGACAACGUUUUCGCGAAAUCGCUGAAAGGCGGUUUAAAGAGCUUGCCCCGGAGCCAUUGGAGGAGCAUCCCUUCUUUAAAAACUUCUCGAAGUCCUUUCUGAAUACAUUGCGCACGAAAUGCAAUGCUCAGGUCUUCUUCGUAGGGGAAACGAUCAUUCGCCAGGGAGACCCUGCAGACAGCAUGAUCAUCAUAAGCUCAGCUUCCGUUGUGACCCUCUACGUUGAUGGAAGAAAGUUGAAAGAUCUUGCUGGAGGUUGCACAUUGGGAGUACCAUCUAUCCUGUCAUCAGCAGCUGUCAAGCGAUUCGCCACCAUAGAGGCUCAGACUGCCUGCACGGUGCAGAAGCUCACAAGAAAGGACUGGCUCGAUGUUCUUAAGAACCAUGCGGAGCACAGACUGUGGAUACAAAGCUUUACCGAAGAGCAACUUGCCCUGGCAAACCAGCAAGCUUUGGAAACCACUAGGCGCUACCGCUGGCGGAAGAUCAAAGAGAGGGAGACAGCGGCUGUACAGACGCAUUGCAGACGUGCUAAGGGCCAGACGCAAAAGGGCCCGACAAAGCAAGCGAGUGUGACGCAGGCACUGGCGGAAGCAAAAGAUCUGCCGCUUCAUGGAAUUUCUGACAGCUACGACGGCUACGAGCAUUGGGAUUGCUUCAAUGGUCGGAAGGCAACAGUUCCACAUGUGAGGCUUCCCCAGCUGUCGCUACGACCUCAAAAAAUCGAAGUGGUUGAGCACUCAGAGGAAGAGGAUGACCAUGACGAAGCUACGCGCUCCUCGACAGCUCGUCGAGGAAGUGAUUUCGGCGGAAUGGCCAUGCGCAAGAUGACCAUAAAAGCGUCGAACUCCUCUCGCCUCAGCGUGCUGGGCGAGCUCCCGCAAAUGGUCGAAAAGCCAAUGUCGCACGAGAGUUGGCUGGAUUGUCAAGAUGCCUUUGGACUGCUGUACACAGCUCUGGGCGACUAG
This is a messenger RNA of Symbiodinium necroappetens, 5217 nucleotides long. Lineage: Eukaryota; Dinophyceae; Suessiales; Symbiodiniaceae. The record is from the annotation of a GenBank genome assembly.